UGUCAACAAAGGUACCACCCAAGGAAGUGUCAGCGGGCCGCACUUGUUCAAUGUCUUUCUCAGUGAUUUAGAGAUACACUUGGACAAUAAGAGCGUGCUGGUAAAAUAUGCAGAUGAUACAACCAUUAUCUCGCCUGUGAUAGGUGAUAAUGACAAUUCUAUCGCACUGAUUAAUCAGUUUUCCCAGUGGUCUAGAAGUAAUGGUAUGUGUAGCAAUCCAUCUAAGUGCAAGGAAAUCAUUUUCCGCAAGAAAGGUUGUACAAUAGAGUUUCCGAUGGUGUCUGGAAUACCACAGACAAAAGAGCUUACUAUUUUAGGGGUAACAUUUCAGGAAGACAGUAGGUUCAUAACACAUAUUCGGGAAAAACUAAUCAAAGCAAACAAGUGCCUGUUCAUUUUAAGAUCUUUAAGGAAAGAAGGGUACAAUCAGGCCGAAAUAGACCAUCUGUUUCUAAAUCUGGUUCUACCAAAUAUAUUAUACGGGCUGUCCGUAUUUGGCGCUGUAAAUUCCGAAUUAACAACAAUCCAAUGUUUCUUAGAUCGAUGUUAUAAGCGCAAGUAUACAUCCGACCACAUUAAUGUUUAUGAAUUGUUAGUUCAACAGGACACACGUAUCUUCAAGAAUGUUUUUAAUAACACAAUACACCCUUUAAGAGCUAUAAUGCCAAAAAAGAAAUCAACCAAGUACAAUCUGAGGAAAGAGACAAGUCACCAUCCUAAAAUAAACACUGAUAGGUUCAAAAACACGUUUGUUAAUCGCUUAAUUUUUAAACAUAAUCUAGUCUUAUAA
This is a messenger RNA of Stylophora pistillata, 790 nucleotides long. RefSeq lists its product as uncharacterized. The record is from RefSeq and is a predicted model, not a curated record. NCBI's taxonomy places the organism in Eukaryota, Metazoa, Cnidaria, Anthozoa, Scleractinia, Pocilloporidae.